AUGACGUCACUGUGCCGCCUCACGACGUCACGGUCCUCCCGCAGCGGCCGCCCCCGGCGGCCCGCCGCGCUCAAGAUGCUGGCGGUGACAGCAGCCAAGCCAGACCGGGGGCUGUGCCAGCCCCGGCAGCCGCCGCUGCCCCCCCCCCUGGGGGCCGGCGCCGGGCGGGCCGUGCCAGUGGCGCUGCCCACCCCCGCACGCUGGCAAGAGCCGUUUCCCCCCCUUUCCGCUCUGGCACGGCAGGUUUCAGGCCUGGCGGAGCAGCUGGAGGAGCGGCUCUUCCAUCUCUAUGGCCUCCACAACGAGCUGAUCCAGGAGCGGCUGCAGGAGCUGGCGGAGGUGAUGGAGCGCGUGGGUGAGGCCGAGGCCGAGCUCCAGCAGGUCUGCCGCACCGUGGAGGCAGCGUACCGUGACCUCUGCCUGCAGCCCGAGGCCUGA
Nipponia nippon (crested ibis) is the source of this 438-nucleotide messenger RNA. The record is from RefSeq and is a predicted model, not a curated record. NCBI's taxonomy places the organism in Eukaryota, Metazoa, Chordata, Aves, Pelecaniformes, Threskiornithidae.